AUGCCGAAUCGUUGUCUAGAUUCCAGCGAAGGAAGAAGUUGCUCUCGAACUGAAGUUCUAUUACAAGUCUUUUUAGUCGAUUUUGUGCCUCAAAAUAACCUCUAA
Messenger RNA from Phytomonas sp. Hart1, 105 nucleotides. Lineage: Eukaryota; Euglenozoa; Kinetoplastea; Trypanosomatida; Trypanosomatidae. The record is from the annotation of a GenBank genome assembly.